Messenger RNA from Vigna angularis (adzuki bean), 1128 nucleotides. RefSeq names its product S-adenosyl-L-methionine:benzoic acid/salicylic acid carboxyl methyltransferase 3. Lineage: Eukaryota; Viridiplantae; Streptophyta; Magnoliopsida; Fabales; Fabaceae. The transcript is spliced from 4 exons. Gene Ontology annotation, molecular function: S-adenosylmethionine-dependent methyltransferase activity. The record is from RefSeq and is a predicted model, not a curated record. The coding region runs from base 13 to 1128 and encodes 371 amino acids. Gene Ontology annotation, biological process: methylation.
GGAGAAAGGAGAAUGGAAGUAACACAAGUACUGCACAUGAAUGGAGGCACCGGAGAAACAAGUUACGCAAGCAACUCCUUGGUUCAGCAGAAGGCAAUUUGUUUGACAAGAGUUAUGAGAGAGGAAGCGAUGAGCAGGCUCUACCGCAGCAUGCGGCCGAAACGCUUAGCAAUUGCGGACUUGGGUUGUUCUUCUGGACCGAACACUUUGCUUGUGAUGUCUGAAGCCAUAAAAGUGGUGGAGAAGCUUUGUAGAGAACUGAAGCAUGAGUCUCCUGAAUACCAGAUCUACCUGAACGAUCUCCCUGGGAACGAUUUCAACAACAUUUUCAAGUCCCUUGAGAGCUUCAAAGAGAGAUUGAGGAAUGAAAUAGAAGAUGAGCAUGGGAUGGGUUCAUGCUUUUUCAAUGGGGUUCCCGGCUCUUUUUACGGCAGAAUCUUUCCCAACAAAACUCUCCAUUUUGUCCAUUCCUCCUACAGCCUUAUGUGGCUAUCCAAGGUUCCUGAAGGUGUAGAGAACAAUAAGGGCAACAUUUAUAUGUCGAGCACCAGUCCCUCAAACGUCCUUAAGGCUUAUUACGAACAGUAUCAGAAGGAUCUGUGGUUGUUUCUCAAAUGUCGUGGGGAAGAAAUGGUGGAAGGGGGUCGUAUGGUUCUCACAAUUUUGGGAAGAAGAAGCCAUGACCCUUCUAGCAAAGAGUGUUGCUAUAUAUGGGAGCUUUUGGCUAGGGCUCUUAAUCACAUGGUCUCCAAGGGAAUCAUAAAAGAGGAGCAAAUGGAGGGUUUCAACAUCCCUCAAUACACACCUUCUCCAACUGAAGUAGAACUUGAGGUUGAAAAGGAAGGUUCAUUCAGCAUUACUGCUAUGGAAGUAUCUGUAGUACCUUGGAAUGCCUACGAUGAUUCCGAAUAUGGUAAUUUGUCUGAAUCACUCAGAAAUGGAGGAUACAACGUCGCAAAGUGCAUGAGGGCCGUCGCAGAGCCUUUGCUCGUAAGUCACUUUGGAGAAGCUAUAGUCGAAGAGGUUUUUUACCGCUAUCAACAAAUCUUAACUGAAACAAUGUCUGAGGAGAAAAAUCAUUUUGUUAAUGUCACCAUAUCUUUGAUCAGAAAAGCAAGAUCAGCAUGA